Molecule: messenger RNA, 10113 nt
Organism: Apus apus (common swift)
Lineage: Eukaryota; Metazoa; Chordata; Aves; Apodiformes; Apodidae
Gene: MINDY2
Product: MINDY lysine 48 deubiquitinase 2
Exons: 9
Coding region: 121-1791 (556 amino acids)
Biological process (GO): protein K48-linked deubiquitination
Cellular component (GO): cell periphery; cytosol
Molecular function (GO): cysteine-type carboxypeptidase activity; cysteine-type deubiquitinase activity; K48-linked deubiquitinase activity
Source: RefSeq, a predicted model, not a curated record
CACGUCCCCGGCGGGGCGGAGCUGUCGUUGCUGUUAUGGCGUCUUGGGCGCUGUUGGCGAAGGCUCAGCCGCUGCGGUGCCAAUAGAGAAGGAAGGAGCCGGGCGGCCGGCGGGCCGGGCAUGGAGAGCCUGGCGCAGCCCCCGCCGCCUCAGGGCUCGCUGAAGAGGGGCGGCGGGGGCGCUGCCAGCCAGCUCCUCCUGGAAGAGGCGGUGGCAGGCGAGGGCGACUGCAGGGACGGGCCCGCGGCGGCGGAGGAGGGCGGCGGGCGGCGCAGCCCUUCCCCUCCGAGGGCUCCCGCUCCCGCCACAGCCCCUCAGACGGCGUCUCCCGCACGGGCCGCGGAGGACAGCCCGCCGGCAGCGGACGGCACGGGUCUGGCGGAACCGGAGAGCCCUGACGCGGCGCCUACCUCGGAGAGCGGUGCCGCGGGGGCCGGCUCCGGGAGCAGCGGGGCUCCCAGCCCGCCGGGGGAGGAGUCCCGGAGCCUGGACUCACUGGAGUCCUUCUCCAACCUGCACUCCUGCUGCCCGAGCAGCUCCGAGCUCAACAGCGACGCCGAGGAGGCGGUGGUGGCGGGGGCCGCCUCGGGGGGUCCGGCCCCGCAGCCUGACGAGGACAGGCCCGCGGCGGGAUCCCAGCUCCUCUCCGCCUCCAAGGAGCGCUUCCCGGGCCAGUCCGUCUACCACAUCAAGUGGGUCCGCUGGAAGGAGGAGAACACGCCCGUCAUCACCCAGAACGAGAACGGCCCCUGCCCGUUGCUGGCCAUUAUGAACGUGCUGCUGCUGGCCUGGAAGAUCAAGCUGCCACCAAUGAUGGAAAUAAUAACAGCUGAACAGCUGAUGGAAUACUUGGGAGACUAUAUUCUUGAUGCAAAACCUAAAGAGAUAUCUGAAAUUCAGCGUCUUAAUUAUGAGCAGAACAUGAGUGAUGCCAUGGCUAUUCUGCAUAAGUUGCAAACGGGUCUGGAUGUCAAUGUGAAGUUUACAGGUGUACGAGUGUUUGAAUACACACCUGAAUGCAUAGUAUUUGAUCUUCUGGAUAUCCCCCUGUACCAUGGAUGGUUAGUGGACCCUCAGGUUGCUGACAUAGUAAAAGCAGUUGGUAACUGCAGUUACAAUCAGCUAGUGGAGAAGAUAAUUUCUUGUAAACAGUCGGACAACAGUGAACUGGUUAGUGAAGGAUUUGUAGCUGAGCAAUUUCUAAAUAACACAGCUACACAGUUGACAUACCAUGGACUGUGUGAGUUGACUUCAGCUGUCCAGGAGGGAGAGCUUUGUGUGUUCUUCAGGAACAACCAUUUUAGCACCAUGACCAAAUACAAGGGUCAGCUUUACCUGCUGGUGACAGACCAGGGCUUUCUUACAGAAGAGAAAGUUGUUUGGGAAAGCUUACACAAUGUGGAUGGGGAUGGAAAUUUCUGUGACUCUGAAUUCCACCUACGGCCUCCGUCAGACCCUGAAACUGUCUACAGAGGGCAGCAGGAUCAAAUAGAUCAAGAUUAUCUGAUGGCAUUGUCUCUACAACAAGAGCAGCAAAAUCAAGAGAUUAACUGGGAACAGAUCCCAGAAGGAAUCAGUGAUCUAGAGCUAGCAAAGAAGCUCCAGGAAGAGGAAGACAGGAGAGCUUCUCAAUACUAUCAGGAACAAGAACAAGCAGCUGCUCAGGUCCAGCAGGUACAAGGCGCUGCUUCUCCAGCCAGUGGAAGACAAUCUGGGAGUAAUGAACGCAAACGUAAAGAGCCUCGAGAGAAAGAGAAAGAAAAAGAGAAGAAUAGCUGUGUUCUCUUGUAACAGAAGAUGGAUUUAGUCUGGAGCCAAGUGCAUGUCAUCAGAAGCAAAAACCAGUAAAAAAAAAAAAAAGAAGACAAACCUGUUACAUGCCGCCUGUGCCUGAUUACCCCAUGGAUUUUGUUCACAUUUUAAGAGAGGAUGGGUGACUUUGUUACAAUCAUAUGGACUUUCUUCAAAGUCAUAGUGAGUGCUGCUCAAGAUGGAAUUCCAAAUCACAGUUGGAUGUGGCUGUGCUUUGAGUUAGUCAUAACAAAUACUGCACCUUGUAGCUGAACACACAAGUCAUGGCAAGUUUUGUGUCAUGGUGACAUCCAUUAUUCAUUACGUCAGUUAGUAAGCUAUUUUAUCUUCUACUCUAAACAAAGGAGGUAACUCAUUCUGUGCAAGACUUUUUCCUGAAGUCUGUACACGAGCACAACAGAAUUCUAUGUAACUUACAUGGUAUGAAACUAUAUCUUAGGCUGGGUAUAGUCUUCAUGAUACAAGAGCCCGAAUAACAGCUGGGCACUGCCUCCUCCAUGUGUCCAGGUUUCUUUGCUUCUGGAUCUGGUAUGUUUGUUUUUUUUGAACCCAGAUUUAUAUUGUAUUACUGCUAUCAUUGCACAUCCUGGCCAGCUUUCUUGCCCCAAGAAUAUGUGACUCGAUAGGCAUCAUACAAAAAAUUGUCAUAGAAAAUGGGGCAUUUAUUAAUAAGCAAGAUGAAUAUUGUUUGCUUUUCUUGCAAUUACAAACUGGGUAUGGCAACUCAGACGUUAUCAGGGUUAAACAAGUAAUUUUGUAAGUAACUUCUUUUUCUUUUAGUAUUUUUUCUCUUGUAGGUAAACUGGACCAGAUAAGUUCUUAUUUAUUGACCUCUCCAUAUGAUAGGUGAAUGAUGAGAGGAAACUAAGAUCUAUAAUAAUCAUUAUUCUACGUAAGAAUGCAGAGUUACAGUAACUAUCUGCCUUUUUUCCAGAAGUACCUUGAACUUUAACAUGAUGUUAACGUGUCCACUUGUAUAUUUAAGCAAGUGUGCUCUAGUUAAAAACACACUUUGUUUGUUUUGUAAUUCAUGUAUCCUUAAAAAAGCACACUUUUGAAGGGUGAGAGGGAAGCUAGGCUGCUCUCUGAGAUUGUUUGAAAAGGUGGUCAGGUGUAAUAUUUUGUUUUUUAAAUCACUAAUUUAGAAUUUUUUGAAAACCAGAUUUUUCUAAUUUAUGGGAACCAAAUAAACAUGUUGUGUCUUGUAGUAUUUAUAGAAUACAGAAACAGAAUACUUGCUGAAUUUUGAGGGAACCACAAAUCCUCCUCCACUUGCAUUAAGUCAGUAUCAAUUACCUUCUUGCAGAACCUUUUUUAUAAAAAAAUUUCUAUUUAGCAAUUUGUAGAUACUUUUUCAAAAGGCUGCUUCUCCUGGACAUGUUACGUAUUCCUGCUCUAAGCCUGGGUCAGUGCAUUAGUAGGCAAUAAUCUGGGAAAGCUAAGGCAGCCAGGUGGCAUAUGACAGUCCUGGUUUCAGAUGUUUGAGGAGUGUCAGUAAGACAGAGGGUAUUAAAGACAAGUCCACCAGUGAAAAGCUGCUUUAAAAUUAUUUCAGGCAGACUUGCUGCAGUGAUGGGAACCAGUCAUCACAGAAAUCUGUUACGAACCUAGAAUGAAAAUCAGACAAAGGAAGAAUGUCUUAACAAAAGGGCCAGUUUGUAUAACUUUUUUCUUCCAUUGUUUUUCUUUUGUGUUGUUUUCCACUUUUGUUACAAUAUCCCUUUUAUAAUAAUGAAAUAAUGAAUGGUAGGAGGUCUCUAAUACGCAAACUGUACAUUUAAAAAUUUCUCUCAUCUCUGGAAGUCAUGCCCAGAAAAGUAAUUUUAAUACUUAAUGUAUGCAGUUCAGAUAAUUUUCUAUGUCAAAGCAAAGGUUGUUCCCUUUUUUCCUUUGCAGCAGCCUAACUACUUCAAACAAAUUACUGUGAUGGAGGAUCACCAACAUGACUUAACUACUUAAAGCAGAUCAGAAAAUAUUCCAGUAGUGUCAAUAACAGACUUUAAGCCAGAAUGUUGUUUAAAAACAUUCUGUUACUAAGAUUUUUCCAAAUUUGUGUAUUUACAUUUAUUUAUUGACCUUGAAAAAUAAAUAUGUCGAGCUAAGUGUUUGUUAUCUUAUUAUUUUCAGUAACAGUAUUGCCAUUUUAAAUUCCUUUUUGAACAAAGUUAUCUGGAGCAGGCAUUGUGGCUAUGCAGUGUAUCUUCUUGCCUAAGAUACUUGCUCAUACUAGAAAAAUUCAUUUCAAAAACAUUUCCGGUUUCAGACAGAUGUGCCUGAAACCUAAUAGACUGUAGUUAUGGUAAUACUGUUAUUUGGUCACAAAGAAAGAAGAAUUAAAUGUCAACACUCAUCAUGAAGUCUGAACUCCCACAUCAUUCAGUUUCUCUUUCAAGAAAUGAGUAAAGAAUUUCAGGUUAUUUGAGGUGACAGGCAUGCUAUUCAAGCUGUUUCCUUGUUAAUGUCCUUUUUCUUCACAGGUCUUGAAGCUUUGGAAAAAAGGUAAAGAAUUCCUGAAAUCUAGGACAUUGUUCUGCAUGAGUUGAGCUUGUUAGUGGCAAAAGUUGUACAACAUUUUUUUUUAUAUUAAUAUAUCUGGAAGCUUAAUUUAUAUCCUACUGUGACUAACCAUUCCAAAAGCAACUAUCAAAGUUAGUAGUUAUGACAGUAUCUGACGAUAAAAUAGAACAGAAUUGCUUUUACCUGUAAUGGUGAGCUUGGAAAACAGUGUUACAAAAUAUUCAUGGAGUACCAGAAAGACUGUCUACUUCUGACUGUUAAUUCCUUUGAAGCAUAUUCUGGUGGAAGGGUACAGAUUUAUACUUUUAAAUCUGUUUAUACAAUUUAGCAUGCACAUGCUUCAAAUGCCGACAUAAUAUAUCUGGAAGUGUCCAGAAAAGUAGAGUAGAACAUGUUUUUCCACUAGAUAAAAGCUAGCACAGAAAACAGAAUCAUAGAGUUUUUGUUGUUGCAUUGUAGUUGUGAAAUAAAGCUAAAUACAAGUAUUCUUAAAAUUAGCAAAAACCUGAGCACUGCCAUAGGUAAAUGUUUUUCUAAAAGGCACUUUGUAAAUGCUCAAAUAGACCACUUUUCUUGUGACACUCAUGGACUCUGAGACCCAGCAAAGCAGAUGCAAAGGAAGAUUUUAACAGAGGAUGAAAUAAGCAUUCCUGAAAAUUCACUUAAACACAAUGCAAAAAAAUAAUUUAUAGGUAGCCAUCUAGUUAAUAUAAUAAAGUACAUGUUCAGAUUGUCUUUCAAAGCUCUUUUUGUGGAUCACAGACACGCAAGCUAAAAAUGAAACACAUGCUUUUCUGUGUACACUUGCAUUGGAUUGCCAGUCAAUCUCUCCACUCAUCUGAUACUUCACACUAUUGUCAAAUGUUUCUCCUAACUUGUAUACACAAGUUCUUGAAAAAACUUUCCAUAUGUAAUAAAAGGAAUUUGAGUUAUUGAAAUUGAAUCUUUUGGUGUAUUCAGCAGGAAAUACUCAAAAGGUGCAGCUGAUGUAAUGGAACUUUUCUUUCCUGCUCCAAUAGGUCUCUAACCCAAAGGCAGCUCCUUGCUUAGAUCCUUACCAGGGGAUGCUUAUCCUAGUCAGAGGCUGAAGGUUAUACAAAGUACAUCCAGUACAACACACUGGAUUAAGAGCUGUAUUUAUUUUAUAUAAAAGCAGACUUUCUAAGAUUGUAGCCUUGAACAGCAGGUGACUCAUAAAAUGUAAGUUAAUUGAUGUGGCUACCCUCAUUAGAAAGCCUAUUCGAGAAAAGCAAAAAUAAGCCUCAGUUUGGUUGCAAUAUAAUGUUCACAUUUUUUCCAUCUAUGCUAUGAUAACAAGGCCUUGGUUACAAGGAAAAUCUGAUGCUGAAAAAUGUUCAUGUAGUCCAAUGAUUGCAAAUGUCACAUGCAAGAACUCAGACAUUUUAUCUGGUAUUCAGUGCAGUUUGUUUUUUUUAAGCAUAACUAGUAAUAGACUGUUUGCAGUGUUGUUUUGAGUGGGAGAAUCUGGUGAGAUGAAUGACACACUUUCAUAGAAAAUCACUUAUACAGAAGUCUAUUUUAUUAUAACUUCCCUGAUGUUUCCAUAUAGCUGCUCCUUCUUCACUGCUUGUUGUCAUAGUUGUCCAGUAGCAAACCAACAUACUUCAGCUCGACUGUCAUUGCUGUGGUGAGGAACAAGUGCUGUAGGGAAACGCUGAGGAGGAAAGACAGGCUGGAACAUACAAGUCCUUUUAUGACCUCUGGAGACUUGUUUAGGAAUUUGUCCUUAAUUUUUAUGUUUAGACAUAAAACCAAGUAAAAUAUGGGAAGUGGUCUGCCAGUGCCUCAUGCGAUGAUGGCCUGAGCUCCUAUGAACUUGGAUCCUCUGUUCCAGAGCUGGAUGAAGUAUGUGAUGCUCAGUCUGUCUCAACUUGAAGCUCCUGUUACCUUGUUGAAGCCACUAGUAAAACUUCCACAGACUUUUUUUCAGAUAAGACUUCAGACGUAAUUUUUCAGUAUUAAGAUUAUGCCAAACAGUCUUGAAAAUGUCACCUGACAUAGUUGAGCAUUUUUAGUUUUCUUCUCACAGUGUUCCAGAAAAAGCUGGGAUAACUGCUGUGUUUGUCUGAAACCUUCUGUUUUUGUUUGGGUUCCCUGGCACAUGCCAAGGAAAGGGUCAAAAUUGCAUUAGAAGAAACAAGGGUGUGUCAUGGGUGAGGACUCCAAAAUAACAAGAUGAAAACAGACAAUUUCUUCCCCUUUUUAUAAACGGUUCAUAUCUAGUCAUUAAUAUUUGCACUGAAUAUUUUUUCCUAAGGCUUGCUUAUGUGGUCCAGUCUGUGAUGCUGGGGAGUUAAUGUUUAUGCUUGUAAUCUAGUAAACCCUUCCAAGCAUUCCCAUACUGACAUUUCUGCCUUGCGACACAGACAUAACAGUGACAAAAUCAGCAUUUACACUUACCAACUCUCCAACUCUGAUGGAUUUAAAUACAAGAGUAUUUAAUAGUUAAAGGAAAAUGCUAACUUCAGGUUUUUACCAUUGCCAAACCAUUAUUUUUGGCAGUGGUAAAUUCUAAAAUUUAAUGUAAAUUGUAUUCUUAUCUCUGAUUUUAUAGUAGAGCUGUUAUAAGUUGCAUCUCAAUGAAUACAGAAAGGUGAGGAGUUUUCCAAGGUGAGCUGUGGUAGCCAGCUACUAUUGAAAGGCAGGCUGAUCUGGUGGCCCAGUUCCUUUACUGUAAAUUCACCCAGCUCAUGAAGACACAGUGUAGUUUAACUAGACAUAACCAUGCCAUCUUUAUCUAAUGCUAGUAGUUUUCAUACUGAGAAUAUUUAGAUUAGACAUUAGGAAGAUGUGACAUAAUGAUAGGGACUUUCCCAUAUAUGAAUUUUAAGUAUAUAUUGUCAUGAAGUUCUUAUUAUAAUUUAUGACAUGUGCCAGCUACAGUAAAGCUAGUGUGAUUAUUUCUGCUUGUGCUAUAAAUGCACAUCCUUUCUAUGAAACAAAUACAGAAAAUUACAUGACUGCUUUUCUAAUAGAUUUUGAAGCUACCUUGAAAUGUUCUUGGUAAUACAGAAAAUUAAAUAAUGCAUGAAGUUCCUGAAGAACUGUAAUGAUUUCACACGUUUUUCUUGCCUUGUACAUUUACAUAGAACACCUAUAUGGAUAUUUUAAAAAAACCACUGUAACACUUGAUUUUCUGAUAGAAUGUUGUAUUUAGCUACAUACACUGCAGUUGCCCUUUAUAACAAACAAACAAACAAACUGCUUUGUCAGUAGCAAUCUUAGGCUGUAGGAAUUUCACUGGAAGGAUUUAGUAAGUAUUAGGAAAAUAAUUAUUACUAAACAAAAAAUGCAACACUUUGGUUUUUUACUCUGGUUCCUUGUGAAUUGCAGUAGCUAACAUAGUCACAGUGAUGAGCAGUGGCUGAGGAAGUCUUAGGAUCCUUUAAAACUUCCAGGACAGUACUGCAGUGCUUAAUGCCUCUCCUAUAUCUUUUUAUACUAAGUAUCUAUCCACUCCAGCUUCAUACUAGCAGAGGUGUGAGGAGGAUCAUAUUUCAGGAUACUUACACAAACCAGUUUCAUAAUUUACUGCAAUUUUUCAUAGUUAAUUACCAACGUGUAUAAGCUCUGCAAGCAGAGAACUGGGAGAAACAACUGCAGUGUCUGUACUUCCAACUUCAGCUGGAUCUGCCAAAAGGUGCAAAGGAAGCUGAUGACUAAUACUAUUCUUUUGAAAAAUCUCAGACCAAGUAAGAAAGAUUAAUCUAUGCUGGUUUUACUUGUGUUUUUUUUUUUAUUAUGAAAACAAGUGUUGAGAUUAUGGUGUGUAUUUUUAGAGAAAAAACAAGCUCAGUUUUAAAUUUAACUGUGUCUUCAGCUUUGCUAGCUUUUUAGCAUGUUACCUGUUCCACUUUUUAAUACCUCUUUCCAAUGCAACUCCCUUUUCUCUUCAGCAUGUUGUUGUCAGGGCAUUAACUUGUGUCUUAACUUUAGGGCUUUUUGUUGCAGAUUAAUCAGAGCCAAAAGGAGCUGGUUUAUAUUAAGUUACUGGUUUGAUUUACAGUUGAGUGUUAGUUAAGUCCUUCAGACUGAAAAAUUGAAAACAGAUUCUGUUUGUGGUGAGUAAAUAACAGUAUGGGGUUUUUUGGGCCAAUUGCAGCCCUGGUAGACUUUACAAUUGAGUUGUGUUUACUGCCAUGGAAAUAAAAUCCUUCUCUUGCUUGGAAAAGUACAGUAGCUGGUUGUCUUCAAGGCCACUGCGGAUACAGUGAAUCAAUGAAUCUGCUCCUGAAUUUUUAAACUAUUUCUAAUCCAGCAGUUGCAUUUUUUUAUCAUGCCUAGUUGCAGUAAUUGCAGGCUUGCCUUUCCUACGCUCAGUUUACAGCAGUAUGCUUGCAUUUCUGGGUUUCUUACCUGCUUUCUGUUUGAGGCUGGCAAGAAAAAAUAGCUUUUGAGAACCCAUUAACAACAUAGCCAAAGGUACAAUGAUUUCAAGGGACAAAUCUAUUGCAGCAAGAUUUUCCUUCCCCUGUAUGUUGGUAACUCUGGAAACCACUAGUGUGUGUAACAUUAUGUCAAAGAAUGCAACUGGUCAUACAAUUGCAGUAGAGACUAAAUAAGCAGGACUCUGGAUUUGAUGCAGUUUGCACUUGCAAAAAGAAAGCAGUUAAUACUUAGCCCCAGGCUGCUAUCAGAUUGUACUGGACAAAUUGUCACUUGUGAAUGACUUUUCCCCUAUUUUUUUUGCAGUGUAUCAUCACUAGUUACAGGUCAAGCCUCAAAAAAAUUUGAUGGUGAUUCUUAAAGCUAGAGAAAGUAUCAAGUAACUUGUCCUGUCCCACUGAAAUAAAUUCUUAGUCUGUUGCUACUUGCUCAGUACUGGUUCUUAUAUAAAGUCACAGAAUAUUAAUACCUUGCAGCUACUUUAUGAGGCAGUGAAAAAUGCUAUCAUCAGUUCCCCCACAAUAACCUGGUAGAGCCUUAAGUGUUAAAAGACAGGAGUUUUGGUUUCUUUUAUAUUACCUCAUCAAAGUUUUCAUAAAUAAUUUUGAUUAUCCUUUUAGCUGGUAAAUACAUGCAGAGCUGUUAUUUGUACAUCUGUUCACAAUAAUUUUCUGUGUAUCCAUGGGAGCUUAUUAACAAAACUACAGAUGAAACACACAACAAUGAAUCCUACAGAAGUUGCUCCUAGUUCACCAGACUUGUACAACUGUUGUGUGAAAAUCAGCAGUUUAGUUGUGAACCUCUUAGUCAUCUAAUGCUUACCUUGAUCUCUACAUCUAGUUUUAAAAGGAAUGCAAAAAUAAAAUGCAAGCUACUGCAGAUUUACCUAGAGACAGGUUAAAUUUUUAAAAAUUCUAUUUUAAAAGUGCAUGACAUUAAAUCUAGUCAUGCAGUGUCAUUCGUAUCAAGGUAUGUGAUUGAAAUCCUUUGCAUCCUGAUCCUGCACUGUUACCCAACAUUGGAACAGCAUCUACAAGUUCAACUACUGAAUGUUUUGCAUUUCAAGAGCCUUAAUUGUUUCUAUUGUAUUAAUGUGUUUUUAAAGACUAAGGAAAAAGCAUCUUCCUUGUAAAUUGUUAAAAGAAUUUUGAUCACUUAAUUUUUAGAGUCCAGUUCUGUAUCUUAAUACCUGUUUGUGUACCACAAAAGAAACUGUUUAAUUCUGUUAUCAUUUUUAAAGUGUCCCCAGAUGUCAGCCUCUCUAUAAUUUAAGAUAUUUACUCUCUUGAGAUUUAUUUUGGUUAACAGUCUUCUGAAAUUUGUUGUAUGUAAAAAAAAAUUAAGUGAGCAAAUUUAAAUAAACAUUUCAUUUAGGUA